Molecule: messenger RNA, 321 nt
Organism: Acaulospora colombiana
Lineage: Eukaryota; Fungi; Glomeromycota; Glomeromycetes; Diversisporales; Acaulosporaceae
Source: the annotation of a GenBank genome assembly
GAUUACCCUCUGUGGAUUCGUGGGGUUGUUGAUUGUGAUGUGAAGGCCGACGAGGAAGGAUUCUACUAUAAGAUUUGGCUCUUGGAGCUGACGCGACAAAUAGUUGAGGGAAUUCAUGGAAGACAAAAGGAGACGGUAAACAAAUACUUUUGGGGGAUAUUUGAAGAUUCCAGCCGCGUUCAGCUCGCGCGGCUGGUUGACGGUUGCGGUCAAGCGUGGGGGAGAAGCUACAGUCGGCCUGGCAAAGCCUGCGCUACGUUCCUUCAUGCUCCGGAUGUCACGCUACAGGCUGACACCGAACAAAAUUUAUUCAAAUAUUAG